Molecule: messenger RNA, 5010 nt
Organism: Paralichthys olivaceus (Japanese flounder)
Lineage: Eukaryota; Metazoa; Chordata; Actinopteri; Pleuronectiformes; Paralichthyidae
Source: RefSeq, a predicted model, not a curated record
CGCACACACACAUUCUCACACACACACACACAGGGCAGGUGUCAGACACGAUCACCUUUACAUCCCGCUGCACGAGCUCCGGUCUGCGUCACCGUGACGUGAAAACACGCCGCGCGCACCUCCUUCCGCCGCAGCCAUGAUGGUUAAAUGUCCUGUUUAACGAGGUGUGGAGCUGUCACAUUUAAAAGGUCGGAGCAGAAUGCCAUACAAGUUUGCAUGCUGGCAGCCACAGGAAAGCCUUUGAGUCACUAGCAUUUUGAGGAAGAAAGAAAAAGAGGUUUCACUCCCAAACGAAUUUUGAGUCCUGUGCAGUCCGGCUGUGUGUCUCCUGAUGGAGCCCCGUUCCCGCUGACCUGACCGUGAGACAGAGGAUGCGUCUGUGAACCCAAAGCCCCGUGAACGCUUGCUCAAAUGCUUUCAGUCUGUUGUUGGUUGGGGUAGCACAGUGAGAGAGAGGGAGAGAGAGGGAGAGAGAGAGAGAGAGAGAAAGAGAGAGAGAGAGAGAGAGAGAGAGUUGGUGAGCUCAGAGCGGGGAUGGGGGGAGGAGGGGCACUCAGACUCCACAACAACGCCAGCGAGAGUGAGACUGUUGAGGGGAGAGAGAAUGCGGCAGAAGGAGCGAGCAGACUGUCAGUGGCCAACUCUGGGAGACAGGGAUACAGACGGAUUCACUCCUCUUCCUUUCUGGCUUCUCCCUGCUUUGUGUUUUUUGUUUCAUUGCUUUUAUCACUCUGAACACCUUUGCUCUCAGUCUUUCUCUUCCUCUAUUCUACCAGCUGCUGAUUCCCUCUCUCCUUGCAGUCUUUAUUCCUCUGUCCUACAUCCAGACUUGAUGCUGUCUUCUCUCACUCCUCUUUCUCGCCUAUGACUACCUGACAGGGAGCUUCCAUUUCUGUCUUCUCUUCCUGUUUAUCUUUCCCUCCAUUCUCCUUUUUCUUUCUUGUUUUAUUUUCUUUGCACUUGCCCGUGAUCCAUCUGACUUUGUGUGCUCUGAGGAUGCCAGUGUUAGAGGGGCUCUGGGGCCCAGAUCUUAGGAUGCGAGACUCUGGUCUUGGCGUUGGGGUCGAUGUCGGGGUCUGUCCGGAUGAAGAUUCCAGCUCGCCAGUGUGGGGUCCUCUCAGGACUCCUCCGGUCACCUGUGGGGGCCUGUCGCUGGCCCUGGAACUUCCCGCUCUCAUACGGCAGCUCAGGGCGGCCUGGAGGGCACGCAGGGGAGGCCCGCGGGGGUCAGAGAGGAGCGAGGCCAGCUCUUGGGUGGAGGCAGAUAAGGAGGAAGAGACAGAGGAGGUGAAGCAGGAUGUAGAGGACACGAGCACACACAUGGAAGAUGAUGGCACACUGAGCACUGGUCAUGCUGAUGUGUUGCUGGCUGAGAGACGAGGCUCCUACCCGCUGAUUGACCUCCGCGUCCUGAAAACCAGUCUCCAGCGAGGGGAGGUAGAGUCCGGCACCAGGAAGAAAGUCAAGCGUCUGCUGAGCUUCCAGAGAUACUGCCACGCCUCCCGGCUGCUCAGGGGGUUGGUGCCCCACACCCCCGGGUCCCUACACCUCCUGGACGACGACUACCUAGGACAGGCUGCGCACAUGUUAUCAAAAGUUGGAACAUGGAACUUUGACAUCUUCCUCUUUGAUCGUCUAACAAAUGGAAACAGCCUGGUGACUCUGAUGUGCCAUCUCUUCAAUGUCUACGGUCUCGUUCAACACUUCCAGCUGGACAUGGUCAAACUGCACAGGUUUCUGGGUAUGGUGCAGGAAGACUACCACUCCCAGAAUCCCUAUCACAACGCUGUUCAUGCAGCAGACGUCACCCAAGCCAUGUACUGCUACUUGAAGGAGCCCAAGCUGGCAGAGCAGCUGAGCCCUCUGGAUGUGUUCCUGGGUCUGAUGGCAGCAGCCGCCCACGAUGUCGACCAUCCCGGCGUCAACCAGCCCUUCCUCAUCAAGACCAGACACCACCUGGCAUCUCUCUACCAGAACACAUCCGUCCUGGAGAGUCACCACUGGAGGUCGACUGUGGGCAUGCUGCGAGAGUCAGGACUGCUGUCUCACCUGCCUGCUGACAUGUCGCAGGACAUGGAGCAGCAGCUGGGCUCUCUCAUUCUGGCGACAGACAUCAGCCGGCAGAAUGAGUUCCUGCUGACCCUCAGAGAACAUCUGGACAACCAGGACCUGGACCUUCAGCUGGCUUCACACAGGCAUUUUAUGCUGCAGAUUGCUCUGAAGUGUGCAGACAUCUGUAACCCGUGUCGGGUUUGGGAGCUUAGCAGACAGUGGAGUGAGAGAGUGUGUGAGGAGUUCUACAGACAGGGUGACCUGGAGAGAAAGUUUGACUUGGAAAUCAGUCCUCUGUGUAACCAGCAGGCGGACUCUGUCCCAGCCAUACAGAUGGGUUUUAUCUCCUUCAUCGUGGAACCUCUGUUUGAGGAGUGGCAGCGUUUCACUGAGCCCAGCCUGCUCAGCCAGACCAUGAUGGGUCACCUGCACAAGAACAAGGUCCGCUGGAGCCGCCUGCGAUACGCACAGACCACAUCAGACACACAAACGCACCCUUCUGAUGACGAGCCCGAGCCAGAAGGAGGGGGCGGAGAGAACAUCCCUUAAUCUUCUGCCUGUUUCUCGGGGUGUUUUAAUCUUCCUUUGUCAGUGGAGCAGAGGAGUGUUUGUCAAACCUCCUUGUUUGUCCUCCAGCGUAUUUCCUCCCACUCCUGGGUGCUCACAGUGGGAGCACAGGAUCAGAGUCUGGCCUGGAUUACUGAGAUAUGGCUCCCUCUGCUGGUGCAGAGGAUUAUAACACUGCAGGAAAAAAAGACUGGGACAAAUCCAUGAUUGAGGAAAAGGAUGGAUGUUUUAGUAAAUAGAUGCCAAAUGACAAAGUAACAUCACGCUCUCAAACUGUGUGAAUUCUUUCACAUUUACCGAGGCAUGGGCGUAGAAGUGAAAGGUAACGAUUGAUGACAGAAGAAGGAUCAGCAGAGACAAAUGUGCACACUGCUGCCAGAAUGAUAAAGAAAAGCCAAAACUAUAGACGAUUCUAACAAGUCAGCUGGACUGUUCUUUAAAAGAUGUUAUGAGAUAAGAGGAUUAUAUGAAUAUAUCAACUAUACUAUUCUUUUUAAACUUUUAGAUAACACAUAUUCAACUCUUUUCACUUCUCUCUUUUUGUACAGCUGGCACUUCGGUUGGAUGCGCCGCGUUUCACUGAAGUGCGUUUUAACUCUAAGCACUGAGUUGGUAUGUCAAGGUAUCGUAAAGUUGUAUUCUGUUUUAUCCUGCAAGACUGAUUCUAUCACUCACUGACACAAAGUGGCUUUAGCCGAGCAGCUCAAACUCUGAUUACCAAUCGUCACCAGGAUGUCAUCGGCCUCCGGCUGACUCACAGUUGUGGAAAACACAAGCGAGAGCCUUUUUGUCUUUUUUAUCCAAGUGAUGUUGCAAACAGAGAAAUCUGUACCCACUGUGAUGUACGACCACAUCUCUUCACAUGCCAAAAUAUCCAGCCAUGUGUAAACCUUUUUACUGGAUAUCAGGAAACACAACUCUCUCUUACCUUUGUAACAACUCGAUGGGUGCGUUUAUUUAUCCAAUAACCUCACUCUUACGAGCCUUAACAGCUAUUUGGUCUCUGUGAAAUACUGUUUUUGGAAAUCCAGACAAAACUUUUCUUACACGGUCAAGUUGUUAUUGCCUGUUUUUUCUUCAGCCAUACCAGCAGAAUGAAACACACUGUUUGUUUCAGUGUUUGGGUCCGACUUGGCCUCACACUCAGUACCAAGGUGCCAACGUACUAUUCUGAUACACUCACCCACUGCUCUGUUACCUCUCUAAGGCUUUUCUAUAUCACUGUCUUUUUAACACUGGGAGCAGGCACUGUAUGCACUGUAUCUUAUAUAAAUUGACUUGGGCCAAUUGGUAACUACUGAUACUUUUAAUUCUCACAUCUAAUUCAUUAUUUACUGCAGUAAAUAUCAAGUGAAUAAUACAGAUAAUUAUGUACUGUCAUUCAUUAUUCGAAUGUGUAAGAUUUAAUUGCCUAAAAUGGUACUUAGAUGUAUAAUCUGAGUGGUGAAACUGAUCCACGUGGAGCUGAUGCAACUUAGAAAAGUAUUUGUAAAUAUUAGUUGGUCCAGGUGUAAGAGGUACUGAUAUAAAACAGUAGUAUUUUGCCUCUCGGCUUGAAAUAUGUACAGAUAAGGUUUUUGACUCAUGUUCGACAUGGUCGAGGCUGAGUGCACGGUGCCAACAGAGGCCCCACGUCUUCCCUUAGCUAUGACAGAAGAAUAAACCUGAGCUUUAUGGUUCUAACAAUCCAGUCCAACACAUAGUCUAUUCUAGAGACAGCUCAAAUAUUCAGAAGUUGAGAAACCAAUAAUAUAAUAAUGAAUUUAUGUGAGGUCUUUUUUAAAAAAAAAAAAAAAGAAAAGUACACUAACUGUAAUAUUCACCUUUUCUAUGAGGUGUGGUGCAAUAAAGUUAGGUCACUGGCCAUGUUGUAAGGAAGAGGCCAUGUUCAUUUCUAUCUAUAGCUCUGGUUGUUUGAGUUCCUACGUCCUCACUUUAGCACUUACUGAAACUCCCAUUAUACGUAGAGCCACCUGCUCGUCUGAAGUGUGCACUGCUGUCACUGUUCCUGAUCUCGCUACUGUCACGAGGUCACAGACUAUCUCUGGAAAGCCGCCACUGAUUCCAUUUACUGUAAGAUACACACUCACUCAUAGUUACCUACUGACCGAUUCAGCUUUCAGAGUCGAGAGCUAACGAACGGCGUGAAACGUCACUAAAUACUACCUAAAACUGCAGUAUUUUUACUCUACGCAACUUUUACAUGUCACUGCUGUAGUGUAGACAUCUAGUUGAGAUAAGCAUGGGCUGCCUUGUAUUUGAAUACCUCUCAGAUUCUGCGACGAUACAGGGUGUCGAAGCCAUACUGGUUUUAAUAUCAAGAACAAAUAAGUACUGAAAGUCUUUAUUAACUGUUUUUAUACCACAGGGAUUAUUAUUAUUACUGUACCA